GGCGGCGUCGUGCGUGUUGACGUAGAGUACAGCGGCGGCGGGGCGGAACGUGCAGCGAGGUCUGGGAGGGGAUGGCGGACCCGGAGUUGGACGCGAUAAGGCAGCAACGGCUGUCGGAGCUACAGGGGAGGCAUGGGGAAGCGGGGGGCGAGCAAGCUCAACAAGAAGCUAAGCAGAGGGAAGAUGACGUGCGAAAUAACAUCCUAUCCCAGGUCCUCAGCCAGGGUGCUCGGGCGAGGUUGAAUAACCUUGCCCUGGUGAAGCCGGAGAAGGCCAAAGCUGUGGAGAAUUACCUGAUACAGAUGGCGAGAUUUGGCCAGCUCGGUGGGAAGUUAUCUGAAGAGGGUCUAAUAGAGAUUUUGGAAAAAGUGAGUCGACAGACGGAGAAGAAGAUGACGGUAAAGUUUAACAGAAGGAAAGUGAUGGACUCCGAUGAGGAGGAUGACGACUGAGGCGCUGCAAAGGGAUUAUCGGGGAGCACUUGUUUUACAACACAUGCAUUGUUCACAAA
Messenger RNA from Nanorana parkeri, 511 nucleotides. It is a transcript of the gene PDCD5, whose product is annotated as programmed cell death 5. The record is from RefSeq and is a predicted model, not a curated record. Gene Ontology annotation, cellular component: cytosol; nucleus. The transcript is spliced from 6 exons. The coding region runs from base 72 to 452 and encodes 126 amino acids. Lineage: Eukaryota; Metazoa; Chordata; Amphibia; Anura; Dicroglossidae. Gene Ontology annotation, molecular function: DNA binding.